Molecule: messenger RNA, 2226 nt
Organism: Girardinichthys multiradiatus
Lineage: Eukaryota; Metazoa; Chordata; Actinopteri; Cyprinodontiformes; Goodeidae
Product: tripartite motif-containing protein 16-like
Exons: 1
Coding region: 16-1683 (555 amino acids)
Molecular function (GO): zinc ion binding; protein binding
Source: RefSeq, a predicted model, not a curated record
AGACUGAGAGGAGAAAUGGAGCAGAAUCAGCUGGACAGAGAAACCUUCUCCUGUUCGAUCUGUCUGGAUCUACUGAAGGAUCCAGUGACUAUUCCCUGUGGACACAGUUACUGUAUGAACUGUAUUAAAACACACUGGGAUGAAGAGGAUCAGAAAGGAAUCCACAGCUGUCCUCAGUGCAGGGAGAGCUUUACACCAAGGCCCGUUCUGAAGAAAAGCUCCAUGUUAGCAGCUUUAGUGGAGCAGCUGAAGAAGACUGGACUCCAAGCUGCUCCUGCUGAUCACUGCUAUGCUGGACCUGAAGAUGUGGCCUGUGAUUUCUGCACUGGAAGAAAACUGAAAGCCAUCAAGUCCUGUUUAUUCUGUCUGGCCUCUUACUGUGAGAAACAUCUUCAGCCUCAUUAUAAAUCAGCUACAUUACAGAAACACAAGCUGGUGGAGCCCUCCAAGAACCUCCAGGAGAACAUCUGCUCUCGUCAUGAUGAGGUAAUGAAGAUGUUCUGUCGUACUGAUCAGAAGUGUAUCUGUUAUCUCUGCUCUGUGGAUGAACAUAAAGGUCACGACACAGUCUCAGCUGCAGCAGAAAGGACUGAGAGGCAGAGAGAGCUGGAGGUGAGACGAGAAGAAAUCCAGCAGAGAAUCCAGGACAGAGAGAAAGAUGUGAAGCUGCUUCAACAGGAGGUGGAGGCCAUCAAUCACUCUGCUGAUAAAACAGUGGAGGACAGUGAGAAGAUCUUCACUGAGCUGAUCCGUCUCAUCCAGAAAAGAAGCUCUGAUGUGAAGCAGCAGAUCAGAUCCCAGCAGGAAACUGAAGUGAGUCCAGUCAAAGAGCUUCAGGAGAAGCUGGAGCAGGAGAUCACUGAGCUGAAGAGGAAAGACGCUGAGCUGAAGCAGCUCUCAAACACAGAAGAUCACAACCAGUUUCUCCACAACUACCCCUCACUGUCAGCACUCAGUGAGUCUACACACUCAUCCAGCAUCAAUAUCCGUCCUCUGAGAUACUUUGAGGAUGUGACAGCAGCUGUGUCAGAGCUCAGAGAUAAACUACAGGACAUCCUGAGAGACACAUGGACAAACAUCUCACUGACCCUCACUGAGGUGGAGGUUUUACAGUCAGAACCAGAACCAAAGAGCAGAGCUGGAUUCUUAAAAUAUUCAUGUGAAAUCACACUGGAUCCAAACACAACAAACACAUGGCUGUUACUAUCAGAGGAGAACAGGAAGGUGACAUGGAUGGGUCGACCUCAGUCUUAUUCUAGUCAUCCAGACAGAUUCACUAAUUAUCCUCAGGUUCUGAGUAGAGAGAGUCUGACUGGACGUUGUUACUGGGAGGUGGAGAGGAGAGGGUCAUUAGUUUAUGUAGCAGUCGCAUACAAGAACAUCAGCAGAGCAGGAAAAGGGAUUGAAUGUGUGUUUGGACAUAAUGACAAAUCUUGGGCCUUAGUUUUUGAAAAAAAUGGUAAUUCAUUUUGGUACAACAAUACCAAAACCUGUAUCUCAGGUCCUGGUUCCUCCAGAGUAGGAGUGUACCUGGAUCACAGAGCAGGUCUUCUGUCCUUCUACAGCGUCUCUGAAACCAUGACUCUCCUCCACAGAGUCCAGACCACAUUCACUCAGCCGCUACAUGCUGGACUUUGCAUUGGUUUUAAUACUGGAGACUCAGCUGAAUUAUGUAAACUUUAAUAAAUCAAAAUCAGUUAUUGUUCCAUUUGUUGUUUUUGGGUUGUUUUUUUUUUUUGGCAAACGAUUUUCGUAUCAUUAUUUCAUGUCUAUUUCAAGCCUAUAUCAACAGCGCUUUCUGUUUUGUAUAGUUUAAUUUAAUGUCUCAAUAUUCUUCGCUGAAACUGCAGAUGAUAAAAAGAACAAAAGAAUAACAAGAAUAAUCAAAUGAUUCCCAGGUUGAAGAAGUGAAACCAGUUCUUUGAUCACCUUCUUGUUUGAACACAUUUUGUUGAGUCCUGACUCACAGGAGACAACAGAUAUUGUCUCAUUGUGGACUUGAGCUGAUUUCAUGUCUUGUUGAUUUUUAGGAGGAGAAACUUCACAAUAAAGCUGUCAUGUUUCUUCACUGUUUAACUCUGUUGGUGAUGGCAUACUGCCCCCUACAGGAAGGUUGUGUUGUUACAUGACAUGGAGUCCAGGAAGUGUUUAUUAUUGCUUCAUUAUUAUUAGUUAUAUAGAAUAAAUCUGUUUUAAAUCACUGUAAAUAAAGUUAUUGUUUGAUUA